AUGCUGUCUGGGCCUUGGGGUACGGACAUGAGAGCGUGGCGGGGAAGAAGGGGGGGGCUGAGGUGCGGCGGUUGUGCAUGGACGCCCGGUCGUUAUGGCCGAUUCACUGGGUGGCGGACGGUGGAGGCGGUUGAGAAGUCGGGGUGGUGGCUUGCCCGGUGGUGGUUUGGGGAUGAGAGACGGGCCAGGGGGGUGAGGGGAUCGAUGGUGGGCCGCAUGCGGAGGGGUAGCCUCCUCGGGAUGGGUUACAAGUAG
Messenger RNA from Knipowitschia caucasica, 255 nucleotides. Lineage: Eukaryota; Metazoa; Chordata; Actinopteri; Gobiiformes; Gobiidae. The record is from the annotation of a GenBank genome assembly.